Messenger RNA from Lactuca sativa (garden lettuce), 552 nucleotides. NCBI's taxonomy places the organism in Eukaryota, Viridiplantae, Streptophyta, Magnoliopsida, Asterales, Asteraceae. The record is from RefSeq and is a predicted model, not a curated record.
AUGUACCUCACCGCAAGUAGACCAGACAUUGUUUUUGCAAUUGGUGUUUGUGCAAGGUAUCAGGCUUACCCAAAAGCAUCUCAUCUAACCGCAACCAAACAAAUACUACGAUACCUAAAAGGAAGCAAAUCUCUUGGUCUAUGGUACCCCAUAGGAAAUGACUUCAGCAUGCAAGCUUUCACAGAUGCGGAUCAUGCCGGAUGCAAGCUCGAUCGAAAAAGCACUUCAGGUGGAUGUCAAUUUCUGGGUGAACGUCUCGUCAGCUGGUCUUCAAGGAAACAAAGUUGUGUCUCUCUAUCAACUACAGAAGCCGAUUCCUCACUGCAGUCUUUCCUUGGUUCAUCCGCGAUGACGACUCUCAACUGUAAGGCAUUUUCAUCCGCGAUGAAGAUUCUCAACCGCAAUGCAUUUUCAUCCGUGACGAAGAUUCUCAAUCGCAAUGCAUUUUCAUCCGCGAUGAAGAUUCUCAACCGCAAUGACGUUUCCAUCCGCGACCAUCAUGAUAAUUUCCCAACUGUUUCAUCAACUCUCGAAUAUUUGUGUGCUAUUUAG